AUGCGUCGCUUCCGCGUCGGUGCGCGCGCGCAGAGACGCGAAAAAAACAACGUGGACUAUGACGAGGUCUGCUCUGAAUCCUCUGAAGCUCUCAUGUUUUUCAAGUCGUGUGAACAGCCUCGUCCCUGUGAUCAAAGCGUCUUCAGUAAACACGCGCGCGUCACUUCCUCUAUCGAUGUAACUUCACCUGCUGGCCGCGGCUCCUAA
Molecule: messenger RNA, 207 nt
Organism: Danaus chrysippus (African queen)
Lineage: Eukaryota; Metazoa; Arthropoda; Insecta; Lepidoptera; Nymphalidae
Source: the annotation of a GenBank genome assembly